GAGCCGCCGCCGCCGCCCCCGGCCCGGCCCCGCCACCCCGGCCGGUGCCUCCCUCUCUCUCCCCCCGCACCAGGACACGCUCAGGCCGGGACGGACCAUGAGCGAUGACCCAACACCCUGGGACAACGCGACCGAGAGCGCCACGGCGGUGCCCGGCGAGGUGUCCCCCCAGGAUGGGUACGUGCUGCUCCUCGCCCUGCUCUCCAUCUUCAUCGGGGGCACCCUGGUCCUGCUCUCGGGCAUCCUGAUCAUCUGCCGGCGCUGCUGCGAGGCCGACCGCCGGCACUCCAGAGCCAGCGAUGACCCUGAGAAAACCAACACCACUUACCUGGAUGACUCGCAGCCAGCGCAGGAUAUCACUGUCAAAGUGGAGGACCCCGAGUGCCUGUCGUCCUCCAGCUACCGGGAUGCGGAGAGCGAGCGGUUCCUGUCCUCCAGCUCCUCCACCGCCCGCCGCGUCUCCUUCAACGAGGCCGCGCUCUUUGACCAGGGCAAGAAGACCCAGGAGAAGGGGAGGAGGUACACGCUGACGGAGGGGGACUUCCACCACCUGAAGAACGCCCGCCUGACCCACCUGCACCUCCCGCCACCCGCCCUCAAGAUUGUCACCAUCCACGAGUGCGAGUCCAGCGAGAACAGCCUGGCCAUGACCCCCCGCCUGCCCCCGCCCAAGCCCGGCCUUGCCAUCUUCCAGCGCCCCACAGGGGCCCUGCCCCAGCCGGUGCUCCCCAGCCAUGCCGUGGGCCCCAGCUCUGCCCUGCCCGGGGACACCUACAACUCCACCGUGGACACCAGCUUCACCGAGGCCAGCCCGGCUGCCUCCUCCGACUCCGGGGAGGGCCCCUCGUUUGCAGCAGCCCCCAGGAGCGGGAAGGCAGCUGGGGUGGGCAGUGCCAGCCCCGGGGAGCCCCCUCCGACCCCCCCCCAGGGCCCCGUCCUGCAGUUCUUCACCCGCCUGCGCCGCCACGCCAGCCUGGACGGGGCCAGCCCCUACUUCAGGAUCAAGAAGUGGAAGCUGGAGAGCACCCAGCGGGCAUCCAGCCUGGACACCAGAGGGUCCCCCAAGCGCCGGCAGUUCCAGCGGCAGCGGGCGGCCAGCGAGAGCAUGGACCAGGAGGACCGGGACCCCCACCAGACCGACAUCAUCCAGUACAUCGCCCACACCGACGACGUGGCCUUCCACCCCGCGGGGGGCCCCUUCCUGCCCUCCCCCGCCAGCCCCCCACCCUCUCUCGGCAGGCUAGAGCCGGGCGAGGGGGGCGCGGGCAGCCCCGGCGAGGCCGGCGGCCCCGAGCAGCCCAGCGCCUACCACGACAUCUGGAGCCUGCGCGCCUCGCUGGAGCUGUACGCGGCCUCCGAGCGCAGCAACGACCAGGACUCCGUGCGCAGCGACGGCGGGGACAGCAUCUCCUCUGCCGGCGGCGUGGCCCCCUGCCCCUCCUCCUCCCUGGACGAGGCCGAAGGGCCCGAGGAGAAGUUCUGGGGUCGGUCCAAGACGGAGGAGUCGGAGCCCGGCACCCGCAAGCUGCUGCAGAUGGACAGCGGCUACGCCUCCAUUGAGGCGCCGAGCCGGGGGGGCGAGGAGGGGCCCCCCAAGGACCAGACGGCCUCCGAGAAGCGCAUUUGCUUCACCAGCGCCGGGCGGAAAGGAACCAUCUUCGAGAGCUUCGAGGGCCGGGAGCCGGAGGAGGAGGAGGAGGAGGAAGAAGAGGAGGAGGAAGAGGGGGGGAGCACGGCCCUGGGCGCAGCGGGCGGGGGACACCUCCGUCCCCACAGCCCCCUGGCCUGGUCGCCGUACGGGCAGAUGUUCCCGGGGCGGGAGGCGCUGCCCCGGCGGGAUUACAGCAUCGACGAGAAGACGGACGCGCUGUUCAACGCCUUCGUGCGCCACGACCCCCAGUUCGACGAGUCGCCGCUGCGGGGGAAGCACCGCUCCCGCACCCACCUGCGCAAGCAGUGGCAGCACGCGAAGCAGUUCAGCGACCCCGGCGUGCGGUACCCGGCGCUGGAGCGGCACCGGACGCCCCUGCGCCGCGGCGACAGCGCCAACUACCCCCUGGACGCCCGGUUCCACAGCCCCCUGCCCCGCAUCGUCAGCGCCGGCGACGAGGAGGCGGCCGAGGCGGCCGAUGGGGUCCCUCCUGCCCCGGCACUGCCCGACCCGGAGAUCCAAGUGAUUGUGGAGGAGCCCGGCGAGGCGGCCCCCGAGCCCAAGGCUGGCUCCGAGCCCCCUGAGGACGACGACUGCCCCGGCCCCGGGAGGUGCCUGGGGCUUGGCUCUGGCUCGGAGCUGAUGGACAAGAUCACCGGUGGCCUGGAGGAGCGGCUCUAUGGGCACCUGAGGAGAGCGGGAGAGACCCCCGAGCCCGUGGUGGCCGUGGCGGCCAGUGAUGCCCCCCCCGACCACAGCCCGGUCUAGGCCCACCCCGAGGGGGAGAGACCCUGGCACGGGGGGACUUGGUCCCCACUAGAGUUCGGGGCUCCAUCCCCUCCUGCUGCCGGCGUGGGGACCAGCCCGGUGCCCGGUGCCCUGUGGGAAGGGUGUCCCGGCCUGGGAAGGCCAGGAGGGCAUGUGGGGUCCCCUGGCUGUACCCCCCACCACGGGGGUCCGGUAGCGUGGGGUGGCCAAGCCCUCUGGCUCCCGGGAGCGAGGUGCCAGGAGAGGGCCCGGGCUGGGAGUGCCCCGGGGGUCGGGGCGCAGAGAAGGAGCCGAGCGUCGGUCGGGGGUCAGUGCCGGGGGACUUUGCUGACCCCCCACCCCACUGAGCCCCCGGCAGAGCCCCGAGCCAGCUCCGCUCUCCCCUCUCUCCGUGGUUUUACAAGCAAUAAGCCUCUCCUCCAGCCGGGAACGUCCUGCCAGGAAGGGGCCGGAGCUGGGUGUUCCCCACCGGGGGAUGCUGCGGUGCCACCCUGGCAGGGGGGGUAGUUUGGGGAGGGGGGAGUCACCUCCUCAAUCUCACAGUCCCCAGUUCUGCAGGGAGCCUGGGAUCUAAACUGGAAGUGGAGGGUCUGGGGCGGGGGGCUGCUCGGGGGGCCACGGGGGAGCCGGGGGUCCUGCAGUGGCAGCCUGGGCUGGGCAGGACCGGCCCUGGGGGCCCCAUAAAUGCCCCCUGGAGGGGUGGGGGCUGCUCAGGUGGGGGUACAGGGUGAGAGCAGAGCAUGGGGUCCCCAGUGCACGCUGUGGGUGACCCCCAGUGUCUCCCACCCCCCGGGGGCUCAGCGGGGGCUCGAGGUGCCCGGAGGAUAUUUAUUGAUUUUUACAGAGGUGGCUGCUGCUCCGGGGUGGGGUUUGCUUUUACUGGGUUUUUAUUUGUGUUUCAAAGGAUGGGGGGAAAAAAAAAGAGAACAAAUCCUCACCCCAGCCCAGCUCCAGCUGUGGCACCUGGGACUCGGCAGCAGGGGAGGGGACAGGCAGGGGCCCCCAGACCCCAUUGCAUGUGAGUAGAGGCCGGGUCCCCCCUUCCCUCUGCGCAGGCUCUGCCCAAAGCCCUCCCUCCAUCAACCCCGCGUUUUUAAGUCUAUAAACAAAGGAGAAAAAACAAAACCAACCGA
This is a messenger RNA of Pipra filicauda (Wire-tailed manakin), 3552 nucleotides long. It is a transcript of the gene CBARP, whose product is annotated as CACN subunit beta associated regulatory protein. Gene Ontology annotation, cellular component: plasma membrane; secretory granule. Bases 98 to 2419 code for a protein of 773 amino acids. The transcript has 9 exons. Gene Ontology annotation, biological process: negative regulation of voltage-gated calcium channel activity; negative regulation of calcium ion-dependent exocytosis. Gene Ontology annotation, molecular function: transmembrane transporter binding. NCBI's taxonomy places the organism in Eukaryota, Metazoa, Chordata, Aves, Passeriformes, Pipridae. The record is from RefSeq and is a predicted model, not a curated record.